Molecule: messenger RNA, 1759 nt
Organism: Papilio machaon (common yellow swallowtail)
Lineage: Eukaryota; Metazoa; Arthropoda; Insecta; Lepidoptera; Papilionidae
Product: RNA-binding protein MEX3D
Exons: 2
Coding region: 130-1248 (372 amino acids)
Molecular function (GO): RNA binding
Source: RefSeq, a predicted model, not a curated record
ACUGUACCGCUCGUGUGUUCAUGACAAACCGCGGCGUUUGAAAACGAUCGAACGCGUCUCACCAAUAUUUUAACGAGUGACACGAGAGGGCGACCUCUCUCAGCCGACAAGAUUGCUUCUCAAGUGGAAAUGCCGUCGAGCCUGUUCGGCGAGCUGGGCGGCGGCGGGCUGGUGGAGGACCAGAGCGCUUUCCGUUUGGCGCUGGAGCUGAGCAUGCUGAGCCUGGGCGAGCCGAUGCCGACGACAAACCCCCUAGCGAGCCCCAUCGGGUUCGCACCGCCGCCCGACGACCGCGCCAAGAAGUCCCAGAAUAUGACGGAGUGCGUGCCGGUGCCCUCCUCGGAGCACGUCGCAGAGAUCGUCGGCAGACAAGGUUGCAAGAUCAAGGCCCUGCGCGCGAAGACCAACACGUAUAUUAAGACGCCGGUUCGGGGCGAGGAGCCUGUGUUUGUGGUGACGGGCCGCAAGGAAGACGUGGCGCGCGCCAAGCGCGAAAUCCUCUCUGCCGCCGAGCACUUCUCGCAGAUACGUGCCUCGCGCAAAUGCGGCGCCGCGCCCCCGCCGCCCGCCGGUGCGCCCGGACACGUGACCGCGCAAGUGCGCGUACCCUACCGUGUCGUCGGCCUCGUCGUUGGCCCCAAGGGUGCCACCAUCAAGCGCAUUCAGCACACGACGCACACUUACAUAGUGACGCCGUCGCGCGAGCGCGAGCCCGUGUUCGAGGUGACCGGCCUGCCUGAGAGCGUGGAAGCGGCACGUAAGGAAAUCGAGGCGCACAUCGCGCUGCGCACAGGCGCAGCGGGAGCAGCGGCGGGCGGCACUCCGCCCGGCGACACGGAGCCGCUGGCGCAGCUGUACCGCGCCGGGCUCGCUUCGCUGCUGCGCCCCGAGCCGGAGGCCGCCUUCUCCUCGGCGGGCUCGUGCUCCUCGAGCGGGUCUUCAGCGCGACUUGGCGAUCUUCUGGGCAUCUGGUCUUCGACGGAGCGCGACGAGGGGCUGGGCGAGUCGCCGUCGUUUGAGUCGCCGGGCGCGGGAGGCGUGUGGGCGUGGGGUCCGCCGAGGCCUUCGCCCGCUGCGUCACCUGCGCGUGCAUGCGCUGUAUGCGGCGAGCGCGGCGUGGCGGCGGCGCUAGUGCCGUGCGGGCACAACCUGUACUGCUAUGAGUGCGCGCAGCGGCUGGCGGCCACCGCGUCGCCAUGCCCCGCCUGUGCUGCGCCCGCGCACCAAGCCAUCCGCAUACUGUCGUAAGCCGUCGCGCCCCGCCGGCACGGAUGCACCCUUUUUUACUUAAAUCGUUACGGAAUUUAAAAUGUAUAAGUCGCGUAAUCGAAAUCCUGGUGCCAAAAGUCGGCGCCCGCCGGCACGGCCCGUCCGCCGCGCCGCACCUAACGUAAGUCGGCAGAGUUACUCACGAUAUAUUUUCUUAUUAUGAACGUUUUUUAUUGGGUCGUCGAGCCGCCGAGCUCGUCGCCGCAGACUCGAGGUACGUUACGAUAGAAUUUCGAAAAAAAAAUGCAUAAAAGUUAAAUAAAAAAAGUUGUAUAAUUAUUAUUGAUAGCGUAAAGAAAUCGAAAUUUAUAAAGCUUACCUAACGUAGUAGCGUAAAGUAUUAAGGUAUCGUAAUAUUAUAGGCGAGGGACGGGCGGCGCGGGGAGUGCGCGUCGCGGCGCAAUCCGCCUGGCGGCCACGCGACUAGCUAAUGUUUGUAGGAAAUGUGCCGUGCGCCGCGCCGUGCCGCGCAGUGCCGUGCGCCGUGCGC